CCUCAAUUCUCUCCUAAGCUACGUGUCUCUACCCUCUCAAACCGCCAUCCUACAAACAUGGAUCAGGUAAUGCAGUUGGUCGAGCCAAGUGGGCAGUUUGUAAAGGACUCGAUUUGGCAGGUUAAAAGAUGCACCAAACCUGAUAGAAAAGAAUUCCAGGAGAUCGCCAUGGCCACAGCGAUAGGAUUCGCUAUCAUGGGGUUCACUGGCUUCUUUGUGAAACUGAUCCACACCCCUAUUAAUAAUAUUAUUGUGGGUGGCUGA
Messenger RNA from Rattus norvegicus (Norway rat), 264 nucleotides. NCBI's taxonomy places the organism in Eukaryota, Metazoa, Chordata, Mammalia, Rodentia, Muridae. The record is from RefSeq and is a predicted model, not a curated record.